Molecule: messenger RNA, 954 nt
Organism: Uloborus diversus
Lineage: Eukaryota; Metazoa; Arthropoda; Arachnida; Araneae; Uloboridae
Product: annexin A13-like
Exons: 10
Coding region: 1-954 (317 amino acids)
Cellular component (GO): cytoplasm
Molecular function (GO): calcium ion binding; calcium-dependent phospholipid binding
Source: RefSeq, a predicted model, not a curated record
AUGGCAACUGUUGUAUUUCACCAUCCAUUUGACUCGGAAAGCGAUGCAAUUGCUUUAAAAGAAGCAUUGAAAUUGAUAGGCAAAAAUGGUGAUGAUACUCUUAUACAUAUUUUGGGAAAUCGUACAAAUGAGCAGCGAAAACGCAUUAUGGAAACUUAUAAGUCAAUGUUUGAUGAGGAUCUAAAAGAUACACUUCUUGGUAAGUUGACAGGAAAUUUUCAAAGAACAAUGGAAUUGCUACUUAUUCCUCUUGCUGAGUAUUAUGCUAAACUUUUACGUAGAGCUAUCUAUGGCCCUGGAAAAGAUGAGGAUUUGUUGUUGGAAAUACUGUGUACUAUCACCAAUAUUCAAAUGAGUCAAAUAAAAGAAAUAUACCAAAGAAAAUUUGGAAAAACACUUGAGGACUCAAUUAAAAAUGACUGUCAGACACAGUUUAAACAAAUGCUUCUUCUUAUAUGCAAAGGUGAACGAAAUGAAGGUGUUGUUUCAUUAGACAAAGUUAGGAAUGAUGCUGAGGCUUUAUUUGAAGCUGGUGAAGCUAAUUGGGCAACAGAGGAUGCUGCAUACAACACACUCUUUGCAACCGAAAGUUACGAACACCUACGAUUUGUGUUUCAAGAGUAUGAAGAUAUUACUGGACGUACAUUAUCUGAGGCUAUUGAGUCUGAAACAUCUGGGCAUUUAAAAAGAGCACUUCUUACUAUAGUUCGUUGCGUAGAAAAUACUCCUGCUUAUUUUGCCCGAAAACUUCAUCGUGUAUUGAAGGGUUCAACUAAAGAUCCCAAAACACUUAUGCGGAUUGUUGUUAGCAGAUGUGAAAUUGAUAUGGUCUUCAUUAAAGCAGAGUAUCAGAAAAAAUUUAAAGAUAAUUUAGCAGAUAUUAUUAAAGGAAAUGAUCCUGAUAAUUUUGAAAAACUUCUUGUAACCUUGGUUACUUUGGAGAAAGAGACGUAA